Molecule: messenger RNA, 882 nt
Organism: Exophiala aquamarina CBS 119918
Lineage: Eukaryota; Fungi; Ascomycota; Eurotiomycetes; Chaetothyriales; Herpotrichiellaceae
Exons: 4
Coding region: 1-882 (293 amino acids)
Source: RefSeq, a predicted model, not a curated record
AUGGCAGGAAAGAAGCCCAGCGUAAGGGCAAGAAUCGAGAGCAUUUCUUCUCCAUCCACGUCAGAUGCAGACUCGGAGUCGCAGGUGUUGAAUGGCUACGGCAACGGGGCGCUUAAAAAGCAGUCUCGCAUCUCGAGGGUUAAAAGCCUCAUGGCUCAAGAUGUCCAUGAAGACUGGUCCGACAUAAUUCUGGUCAUACUCAGCUUCAUAUCUGGUAUGGUCGACUCUGCGGUUUUCAACACCUGGAGUUGCUUCGUCAGUAUGCAAACAGGAAAUACUGUCUACGUUGGUCUCGGUGUAUCUGGCCAGCCACACAGCCAGCCAUACCGAUGGGUGAAAUCCAGCACUGCAAUUGCCUCUUUCUGUGCCGGCUGCUUUUUCUUCUCCAGGGCCUCUCGUUUCCUAGGUCCUCUCAAACGCAGCACCAUGGUAUCUUCCUGUAUCUUCCAAGCAAUCUUCUGCUUCGCAGCAGUUGCAAUGGUCAUUACAGGCUUCGUGCCAAAGGAUGCAGGCGAUAGACUACCCCAUAACUUUAUCGUUCUGCUACCACUCAUGCUCUUGAGUUUCCAAUCCGCAGGACAAAUCGUCAUGUCCAGAUUCCUAGGGUUUAACGAACUUCCUACUGUGGUCCUCACAUCGACUUACUGUGACCUAUUCAUGGACGCAGCUCUAUUCACUCUCCCAGUCGCACGGGGAGGGAAUCUCAAGCGCAAUCGUCGAUUUAUUUCUGCAAUUGCUCUUGUUGUCGGCGCUGCGAUCAGUGGCUUCCUGACCGAGGAUGGUGACAUUGCACACCCCCUCUGGAUCACAGGAGUUCUGAAGAUCUUUAUUGCUAUGACAUGGGUAUUCUGGCAAGGGAAGGGGGCUAUUCGUCUUGAAUAG